This is a messenger RNA of Dromiciops gliroides (monito del monte), 2804 nucleotides long. It is a transcript of the gene BRSK1, whose product is annotated as BR serine/threonine kinase 1. Bases 189 to 2609 code for a protein of 806 amino acids. The record is from RefSeq and is a predicted model, not a curated record. Gene Ontology annotation, biological process: microtubule cytoskeleton organization; intracellular signal transduction; protein phosphorylation. Gene Ontology annotation, molecular function: tau-protein kinase activity; protein serine/threonine kinase activity; ATP binding. NCBI's taxonomy places the organism in Eukaryota, Metazoa, Chordata, Mammalia, Microbiotheria, Microbiotheriidae. The transcript is spliced from 19 exons. Gene Ontology annotation, cellular component: cytoplasm.
GACAGCCCCCCCUCCCCCGGCUCCGCGGGCCCGGCCCCCUGGGGAGCCCCGGGGCGCAGGCGGGGGGUCGGGGGGCCCCGCCCGCCGCCGCCACCGGCCCCCGCCGCAGGGACAGGGACGGGGCGUCAGGCCGGUCCCGAGGGGGAGGCGGCGGCGGGCGGGGGGCCGGGACCAAGGCCGCUGCAGGGAUGUCGGGGCCCAAGGAGACCGGCGGAGGCGGGGGACCAGCCUACCACCUACCGCACCCUCACCCCCCGCAGCACGCCCAGUAUGUGGGGCCCUACCGGCUCGAGAAGACGCUGGGCAAGGGACAGACAGGCCUGGUCAAACUGGGCGUCCAUUGCAUCACUGGCCAGAAAGUGGCCAUCAAGAUUGUGAACCGGGAGAAACUGUCCGAAUCGGUGCUGAUGAAGGUAGAACGGGAGAUUGCCAUCCUCAAGCUCAUCGAGCAUCCUCACGUCCUCAAACUUCACGAUGUCUACGAGAACAAGAAAUAUUUGUACUUGGUUCUGGAACACGUGUCAGGGGGUGAGCUCUUUGACUAUCUGGUGAAGAAGGGGCGCCUCACCCCCAAAGAGGCCCGGAAGUUUUUCCGCCAAAUAGUGUCUGCCCUGGACUUCUGCCACAGCUACUCCAUCUGCCACAGGGACCUGAAGCCGGAGAACCUGCUUCUGGAUGAAGAGAACAACAUCAGGAUCGCAGACUUUGGCAUGGCUUCCCUGCAGGUGGGAGACAGCCUCUUGGAGACGAGCUGUGGGUCUCCCCAUUACGCAUGCCCAGAAGUGAUCAAGGGGGAGAAGUAUGAUGGGCGACGGGCUGACAUGUGGAGCUGUGGCGUUAUCCUCUUCGCACUUCUGGUGGGGGCGCUGCCCUUCGACGAUGACAACCUGAGGCAACUGCUGGAGAAGGUGAAAAGGGGUGUGUUCCACAUGCCCCACUUCAUCCCCCCAGACUGUCAGAGCCUGCUGAGGGGCAUGAUCGAGGUGGAGCCCGAAAAGAGACUCAGCCUGGAGCAGAUUCAGAAACAUCCCUGGUACCUGGGAGGGAAGCCGGAGCCUGAGCCCAGACUAGAACCGGCCCCCGGACGUCGAGUGGCCAUGCGGAGCCUGCCGUCGGGCGGGGAGCUGGACCCCGAUGUUCUGGAGAGCAUGGCAUCCCUGGGCUGCUUUCGGGACCUGGAACGGCUACACCGGGAGCUGCGCAGCGAGGAGGAGAACCAGGAAAAGAUGAUCUACUACCUGCUUUUGGACCGCAAAGAGAGAUACCCGAGUUGUGAGGAUGAAGACCUGCCCCCGAGGAAUGAUGUUGACCCUCCCAGGAAACGAGUGGACUCCCCUAUGCUGAGCCGUCAUGGGAAGCGGAGACCUGAGCGCAAGUCCAUGGAGGUCCUCAGCAUCACUGAUGCGGGCAGUGGGGGCGGAGGCUCCCCUGUGCCUACCCGGAGAGCCCUGGAGAUGGCCCAGCACAGCCAGAGCACCCUUCCCCAGUUCCCUUCCCUGACCCCCUUGCUCCUGCUCUCUCCCCGUUCUUCCCUGAAAUACAGAUCCCGAAGUGUCAGCGGUGCCUCCACUGGACUCUCCUCCAGCCCACUGAGCAGCCCCAGGAGCCCAGUGUUCUCCUUCUCUCCAGAGCCUGGGGCCAGUCCUGGGGAGGAGGCCCGGGCAGGAAGCUGCCCAUCGCCAACACCCAAGACUCAGACGCUGCCAUCUCGGGGUCCCCGGGGAGGAGGUGCGGGGGAGCAGCCGCCACCUCCCAGUGCUCGCUCCACACCCCUGCCUGGAUCUCCCCGCACAUCUCCGGGGGCUGCAACACCCCCGCCCUGCUCCCCACGGGCCAGUCCCACUGGCACACCAGGUGCCACGCCACCUCCUAGCCCUGGGGCUGGUGGGGGUGUGGGGGGUGCUGCUUGGAGAAGUCGCCUCAACUCCAUCCGUAACAGUUUCCUUGGCUCCCCUCGAUUCCACCGGCGCAAGAUGCAGGUCCCCACAGCAGAAGAGAUGUCCAGCUUGACACCAGAGUCAUCUCCAGAGCUGGCAAAGCGCUCCUGGUUUGGGAACUUCAUUUCCCUGGACAAGGAUGAGCAGAUCUUCCUGGUGCUGAAGAACAAGGCCCUGAGCAGCAUCAAGGCUGACAUAGUCCAUGCCUUCUUGUCGAUCCCCAGCCUGAGCCACAGCGUGCUGUCCCAGACCAGCUUCCGGGCCGAAUAUAAGACCAGCGGGGGCCCCUCCGUCUUCCAGAAACCUGUCCGCUUCCAGGUUGACAUCAGCUCGUCCGAGGGCCCUGAGCCACCUCCCAGGCGGCGGGAGCGGGACGGCAGCGGGGUCUACUCAGUCACCUUUACACUCAUUGCCGGUCCCAGUCGUCGGUUCAAACGUGUGGUGGAAACGAUCCAGGCCCAGCUCCUCAGCACCCACGACCAGCCAUCGGUGCAAGCACUGGCAGAUGAGAAGAAUGGGGCCCAGCCACGGUCCCCUGCCAGCACCCCUCCCCGAGGGCUGCAGCCCCCACCAGGCCGGUCUGAACCCCCUGAACUGGGUGGCUCCCCUCGGCGUGGGCCGCCCCCCAAGGACAGGAAGCUGCUGGCGGCCAGUGGGAGUCCCCAGCCCUGAUCUCCAUCCCCCUUUUCCUCCUACAUCCUGGUUCCCAGCUCCCAUUCCUUCCCCCUCGGGGGUCACUCUGGCCACAGACCCCACCCAUCCUCCCCACCUCCCCAUCAACCCCCACAACUGUGAAGCUGUAAAUACGGCCAGGGCAUGGGGUGGGGGCCCAGGGGUUCAGUGACCCUCGAAGGGAAGGGGGACUGG